GUCACACUAGUUGUCAGCUGAUCAGGAAGCGCACAUGUUUUGAUUGUUUUGGAUUUAGAACUUCCACCCGGAAUUUUGGAAAAUGGGCGGCCACCACAAAAAGAACCUGCGAGCAGAAAAGGCCAAGGUGAAGCUGAAGGGCGCCAAGCUGCCCAAAGGCCUGAAUGUGACCAAAACGGACUUCAAGGUGCGCAAAAUAGAGAUCCGGGAGCAACUGAAGGAGUCCCAGUACACGGAAACUGGCCAGCGCCAGCUCAAUCUGAAGGAGACGCUAUCCCGGCUGAAGCACCACAGCGUCAAGUUUCGCACAGAUGCCCUGCGAAAUGUUCGGGACUCCCUAAAAUCUGGCAAUGCCGAUCAUCUAAUUGGUCACCUGAAUGAAUUGUUCCAAGGAAUCGCAGCCGGUGCUUUGGACAUGGAGCGUUCGGCGCGUCAGGAAUCCUUCAAGACGCUCGACGUUUUACUGGAGGCCCUGGAACCGCAGGCAGUGUCGCCCUUCUUCCAUGUGAUCACCACCUAUUUGCGUUGCGCCAUGACCCACGUGCUGCCCGCCAUUCAGGAGGAUUCGCUUCUCAUGCUCGACGUCCUGCUGCAGCGUGUGCCGCCGUCGCUUUUGGCCGAGCGGAGUGCCAGCACCAUUAUUGGCAACUUUAUCGACAUGAUCUCCCGUGCGCGCCACGACAACGAGCGUUCGAAUCGCACGCUAACCUUGAAUUUGGGUCAGGGCAAGCAGACGACGAUCAAGUGGCGCACCAAGGUGCUCAUCCGUCUGCAGCAGAUCCUCGGCACUCUGGUGAGAACCAAGAGCUCCAAGCCAGCCGUUGCCCGAGUCGCUUUCUUCGAUGAGAUGCGGCCGCAGUACUACAAUGUUCUGUGUCCCGUGAAACAGGACAAUCGCGAUCUGUACACCAUUCUCAAUGAACCCAAGCUGAGUGCUGAGGGCGCACGACUGCAGACGUACGUGGAGCAACUGCUGCCGCUGCUCCAAGACAACUGGCUGGAGGUGCGGCCCCAGGAACAGCAACCGCUGCUCAGCCAGGAUGCGGCGGCCAGUCUGCAUGUGGUCAUCAGUUUGAUGAGCCUGCUCUGGACUCUGAUCGCACAGCAUGAAACGGAGAACAACACCCGGGAACUAAGCGACUGGCUGAGGAAGAACUACGCACAGAAGUUCCUGCUUAACUUUUUGGCCAAGGACGGCAGUCGUUUUCCAUACCAACAGAUCCCUUUGGCCGCCAAGAAGUCAGCCAAGGACAAGGGACCAUUAGAUGGCGGCGAGCUGUGUUUGCCUCAGAACCUCGGUAUUGUCCAACUGGCUUGCAAGUUCUUUCCGGAUCCCAACAAAAAGCAGGGCCAAUUGUUCGGCCACUUGGUCAAGUUCAUGCAACAGCGCAUGGAGCGCCUGAGUUCGCUGCCGCCGGAGCAGCAGCUUUCCGUUGUGGCUUCCCUGCGCUCGCUGCUCCUCGAAAACGCUACAGCGCUGCUGAAAAUUGUGCCGGAACCGUUGACCAGCCUGCUGAGCGCAUCGAUUGAGGCCUAUGUGGGUCAGCGAUUCACAACCCGCGAGGGAGUAACCACUCGAGUGCUGAGUCUUCUCUGCGAGAUUGUGGAGCGUUCGGAUUUGUAUGCCCGUUUUGGCGGCGAGCAGAGGUUCGCUCCCUUUUUGAGCUACUUACCCCAGUUGCUGCUUAAACCAACAGUCAGCGAAGGCACUUUGCGGGCCAUGGCCACGCUGUGCCGCCAGUUGAAUGCGGCCUUCAUGUCCUCUCUGAUUCAAAUGGCUCCGGAAGUUCUUAGCCACUUGAUUAAGAUGCAGGUCACGGGCGAUUCCGAGGCCGAGGAUAAGUUCGAGAACCAAAAGCGCGUCUUGAAUCUGUUCUACUACGCCAGAGAGUGCGACAAAGAGGGACAACUGGAGCGCGGACUUAAGCAGCUGGAGGAGCAGGCGGGAAACGAAGGCACUGCUGGUUACCUCAAAGCAGUGAUGGCCUAUAACUAGCGCCUUAAGUCCAUAACACACACCUGCUCUGUAUAGCUUCUACAAUUAGUUUAAUGUAUACAUUAUAUUCCUCUUUCUUAAGGCGAAAAAAA
Molecule: messenger RNA, 2088 nt
Organism: Drosophila ficusphila
Lineage: Eukaryota; Metazoa; Arthropoda; Insecta; Diptera; Drosophilidae
Product: testis-expressed protein 10 homolog
Exons: 1
Coding region: 83-1996 (637 amino acids)
Cellular component (GO): nucleus; MLL1 complex
Source: RefSeq, a predicted model, not a curated record